AAGAUAAGUUUCGGCCGUUCCUACCUCCGACGUUCAUUCGUACAUCCUACCUGGCACGUUGACAGUCUCGGGAGUGCGCAUCAGUCUCAGUCGGCGCCCUGAUAUCGAAUCGACGAGUGUUUGUGAAACCGCCGUGCAAGCUUGCAAGAUUUCACGAGAGAUUCACCGUUCAUUAAAUACCGGGAAGACAGAAAGACGAUUGGGAAAGAUGUGCGAGCUAAAUAAUUUGGACGAAUGUUACGGAGUAGCUGAAGAAUUGGUCUUGUACGCAGGAAAGGUAAUAGAAGAUGGUAUCAGUAGCAGAAAGAAUGUCAAGAGCAAGGGGAUUGACUGGGAUCUUGUCACAGAAUACGACCGCAAAAUAGAAGAUAAAUUAAUAAAACAAUUGUCGAUAAAGUUUCCAUCGCACAAAUUUAUCGGAGAAGAAACGGCAGCGAAGGAAGGCUGUCUACCGCAGCUGACCAAUGAUCCUACGUGGAUAAUAGACCCGAUAGACGGUACCACCAAUUUCGUACACCGCUUUCCACAUACGUGCAUCUCUUUGGCGUUUCUAGUGAACAAGAAGGUGGAAAUCGGGAUAAUAUACAAUCCCCUUAUGAGGCAAUUCUUUUCGGCGAGGAGGCACUGCGGUGCCUUCCUCAAUGGGAAGCCCAUCAAAACCUCCGACAUCAAAGACAUAUCGCAAUCAUUGGUGGCCAUGGAACCAUGGCUCGCAAAGGAUCCUCAGCAUUUAGUCAGCGUCUAUAGCAGAAUGCACGCUUUAGUACAAGGAACUCAUGGAAUAAGAUCACUAGGAACAGCAGCGCUUACAUUGUGCUACGUAGCAAUGGGAGCUGUGGAGGCAUAUCAUAUCGAAGGUAUCGAUGCCUGGGACGUUGCAGCAGGGAAAUUAAUAAUCGAAGAAGCAGGUGGAGUUGUGAUAGACACCGCUGGGGGAGAACUGGAUCUGAUGAUUCCAAGGGUCAUAGCGGCAUGUAAUCAGCAAAUUGCACAACAACUUGUGGAUCUUGUUAAGAAAGCCGACUCCGAGAUACUUAACAAAAACUUAAAUUGAUUAUAUUGAUGUAGUGUACAUUAUAUGUCUCAUUAUAUAACAACACACACACUGCAUAUAAUAUAUACAUAUGUAUAUAUACAUAUAUAUAUAUAUAUAUUAUAAGCAGACUUAAAAAUACAGUAUUACUAAAUGUGGCUUAAAAGCUGCAUUAGAUUUACAAAAUUUAAAAGACUACAAUCCAGGACUGAUAUAUCUUGUACCUCUUUUCUGCACUGAUAGUUAUUGUAUAUUUCAAUAGUUGCAUUAGUAUUAUUAAAUGUUCAUAGUAUUGAUAAUAAAUAAAUAUAUCAUA
Molecule: messenger RNA, 1349 nt
Organism: Wasmannia auropunctata (little fire ant)
Lineage: Eukaryota; Metazoa; Arthropoda; Insecta; Hymenoptera; Formicidae
Product: inositol monophosphatase 1-like
Exons: 6
Coding region: 209-1054 (281 amino acids)
Biological process (GO): inositol metabolic process; phosphatidylinositol phosphate biosynthetic process; signal transduction
Molecular function (GO): inositol monophosphate 1-phosphatase activity
Source: RefSeq, a predicted model, not a curated record